AUGGGCAUAGAAACGUGGAAGGUUUUCCCGAGCAUUCUCACGGAAUACCCGAAGCAUGGUGUUCCACUCCCUUGCUCGGAUCAAAACCCACGCUUGAAAUGCCCUGAGACGCGGUGGGCGAGAGAUUUUUGCCUCGCACAGGGUGGUAACUGCGAGUAUAAAAUAGAGGCACAUUUCGACUGUCUUGAGCAGUAUUAUCCACCAGAGAAGGUUAUGCAGUUGCGCAAGGCAUUUAAACCGAACACCUUGGACUACCCAACGAGCGACACGUACAUUCGUUAUCGACAUUUCUACAUUGGUGCCGGUUGGAUGGGGGGAAAGCGCGGGUGGGAAGGCACGGCGUAA
Messenger RNA from Trypanosoma brucei brucei TREU927, 345 nucleotides. RefSeq lists its product as hypothetical. NCBI's taxonomy places the organism in Eukaryota, Euglenozoa, Kinetoplastea, Trypanosomatida, Trypanosomatidae. Gene Ontology annotation, cellular component: mitochondrial intermembrane space. The transcript has a single exon. Gene Ontology annotation, molecular function: copper chaperone activity; copper ion binding. The coding region runs from base 1 to 345 and encodes 114 amino acids. The record is from RefSeq and is a predicted model, not a curated record.